This is a messenger RNA of Vitis vinifera (wine grape), 2061 nucleotides long. RefSeq names its product LRR receptor-like serine/threonine-protein kinase FLS2. Bases 393 to 1517 code for a protein of 374 amino acids. Lineage: Eukaryota; Viridiplantae; Streptophyta; Magnoliopsida; Vitales; Vitaceae. The transcript has 3 exons. The record is from RefSeq and is a predicted model, not a curated record. Gene Ontology annotation, molecular function: protein binding.
AUCACUUUAAACCAUCUUCUAUAUAUUUUUGUUGAAUUGAAAAAACAAGGAAAACAAGAAAGAAGUUUCAGGUGCUCGCUACUAGAACUUAGAAUAUUUACAUGGAGAGAAUUUCAAUUCUUGGUUUCAUUUUAGCCAUUCUCUAUUUCAUAACAAUGGAACUUGCAUGUAAUGGUUAUACCCAUAUCAACAACAACAUUCAAUCUGAACAAGAGGCUCUUAUUGACUUCAAAAGUGGUCUCAAAGAUCCCAACAACCGACUUUCAUCAUGGAAAGGAAGCAAUUAUUGCUACUGGCAAGGAAUCACUUGUGAAAAAGACAUAGGAAUUGUCAUUUCCAUUGAUCUUCAUAACCCUUAUCCUCGUGAGAAUGUAUAUGAGAACUAGAGCUCUAUGAACUUAAGUGGAGAAAUUAGACCAUCAUUGACAAAACUCAAGUCUCUGAAAUAUCUAGAUUUGAGUUUCAACUCAUUCAAAGGCAUGCCAAUUCCUCAAUUAUUCGGGUCUUUGAAAAUUUUACUAUAUCUAAACUUAUCAGGUGCUGAGUUUAGUGGUACAAUUCCUUCAAAUUUUGGAAAUCUUUCUAAUUUGCAGUAUCUCGAUCUUUCUUCUAAAUAUCCUAGUUAUUAUGAUUUUGAAUAUUUUAAUGAUUUAUCUAUUGGCAAUAUUGAAUGGAUGGCUAGUCUUGUUUCCUUGAAGUAUCUUGGUAUGGAUUAUGUUAACCUUUCAUCAGUAGGAAGUCAAUGGGUCGAGGUGCUAAACAAACUUCCAAUUUUAAUAGAGUUGCAUCUAGAUGGUUGUGGCCUCUCUAACUCAAUUCCAUCUCCAAGCUUUGUUAAUUUUACUUCACUUCUUGUUAUAAGCAUCAACUCCAACCAAUUCAUUUCCAUGUUUCUAGAAUGGCUUCUAAAUGUUAGUAGCCUUGGAUCCAUUGAUAUAAGCUACAAUCAAUUACAUGGGAGGAUUCCACUUGGUCUUGGUGAGCUACCCAAUUUGCAGCACUUAGAUUUAUCUGGGAACCAUCUCGAAGGGAGUAUCUCUCAACUGUUGAGGAAGAAUUGGAAAAAGAUAGAAUUUCUCAAUUUGGGUCAAAAUGAAUUACAUGGUCCAAUUCCAAGCUUCUUUGGAAACUUUUGCAACUUAAAAUAUUUGGAUUUGGGUGAUAAUUACUUGAAUCGAAGUUUACUUGAGAUUAUCAAGGGAAUUGAAACCUACAGUUCUAAAAGUCCUUUGCCUAAUUUGACGGAGUUAUACUUGUAUGAAAAUCAAUUGAUGGGAAAAUUGCCAAAUUGGUUGGGCGAGCUUAAAAAUCUUAGAGGACUCGAUUUAUCCAACAACAAACUUGCAGGUCCCAUCCCUGCUUCUUUAGGGACAUUGCGACACCUGGAGUAUAUGAGACUUGAAUGGAAUAAGCUUAAUGGAAGUCUCCCAAAUAGUAUUGGACGACUUUCUCAACUGAAACAAUUAAUUAUUUAUUCCAAUCAAUUGAGUGGAAGUCUUCCCGAUAGUAUUGGAUAGCUUUCAGAAUUGCAAUUCUUGGAUGUUGGUUCCAAUCAAUUGAGUGGAAGUCUCUCUGAACAACAUUUUUGGAAGCUAAGUAAGUUGGAGACUCUAUACAUGGACUCCAAUUCUUUCCGUUUGAAUGUCAGUCCCAAUUGGGUUCCCCCUUUCCAGGUGAAUGUUCUUUAUAUGGGUUCAUGCCACUUAGGCCCUGCAUUUCCGACUUGGCUUCAAUCUCAGAAGAACCUCCAAUAUCUUAAUUUCUCAAAUGCUAGCAUUUCAAGUCGUAUUCCAAAUUGGUUUUGGAAUACUUCUUUUAAUAUGCGGUACUUAAGUCUUUCUCACAAUCAGUUACAAGGUCAGUUACCAAAUUCAUUGAAUUUUUCUACUCCUGAUUCCGUACAGAUCGAUUUCAGUUCCAACCUCUUUGAAGGGUCUAUUCCUUUUUCAAUCAAAGGGGUGGAUUUUCUAGAUCUCUCCCAUAAUAAAUUUUCUGGGCUUAUCCCACUCAGCAGAGAUGAAUCCCUAUUAGACUUGAGAUACCUUCUUCUUUCUCAUAAUC